Cololabis saira (Pacific saury) is the source of this 5114-nucleotide messenger RNA. It is a transcript of the gene abcc8, whose product is annotated as ATP-binding cassette, sub-family C (CFTR/MRP), member 8. The coding region runs from base 116 to 4972 and encodes 1618 amino acids. Gene Ontology annotation, biological process: potassium ion transport; transmembrane transport. Gene Ontology annotation, cellular component: membrane. Lineage: Eukaryota; Metazoa; Chordata; Actinopteri; Beloniformes; Belonidae. The transcript has 39 exons. The record is from RefSeq and is a predicted model, not a curated record. Gene Ontology annotation, molecular function: ABC-type transporter activity; ATP binding; sulfonylurea receptor activity.
GUGGUUUCUGACUGCUCUCUGAAGGCUUUUCCCGCUUUUGUUUUCAUCACCAUCCAAGCGACGGAUGUUGGCCGCACCGGAGUGUUUCUGAAGUCAGAGAAUCCAGCCUGAAACAAUGAUCUCACGGUAUAAACCGAGUCCCGGUUCCACCAUGUCCUUGGCGUUCUGUGGGAACGAGAAUAACUCGUCAGCCUACAACGUGGACGGGGGCGUUCUGAACAACGGCUGUUUCCUUGAUGCGCUCAACGUGGUCCCACAUGUUUUUCUGCUCUUCAUCACCUUUCCCAUCCUCUUCAUUGGUUGGGGCAGUCAGAGUUCAAAAGUCCACAUUCACCACAGCACCUGGCUUCACUUCCCUGGACACAACCUGCGCUGGCUCCUCACCUUCGUCCUGCUCUUCAUCCUCGUCUGUGAGAUUGCAGAAGGCAUCGUCUCUGAUGGGUUCAGCCAGUCCCUCCAUCUUCAUCUAUACAUGCCUGCAGCUCUGGCUUUCAUGGCUGGCAUCACAUCUAUCGUCUACUACCAUAACAUCGAGACCUCCAAUUUCCCCAAAUUACUACUAGCCCUGCUGAUCUACUGGGUACUGGCCUUCAUCAUGAAGAUUGUCAAGUUUGCCAAGUACACGGAGCACGGCAUCGGCCCCGGCCAGCUUCGCUACUGCAUCACAGGACUGCUGAUGCUGCUGUACGGACUUCUGCUGGCUGUGGAGAUCAACGUCAUCCUGGGCAGGCGCUACAUGUGUUUCGCCAAUCCAACAGAGGUGAAGCCCCCUGAAGAUCUCCAGGACCUCGGUGUUCGUUUCCUGCAGCCUUUCGUCAACUUGUUGUCCAAAGCAACUUACUGGUGGAUGAACACCUUCAUCACCUCCGCUCACAGACGGCCCAUCGACCUGAAGGUCAUCGGCAAACUGCCCAUUGCCAUGAGAGCGCUGACAAACUACAUCAAGCUUCGCAAGGAGUUUGAGGAGCAGAAGAGGCCUCAGGGCAUCGCACCCCAAGGUCCGAAGUGGAUCUGGCAGGCCCUGAGGAAAGCAUUUGGCAGACCUCUCAUCCUGAGCAUCACAUUCCGCUUCCUGGCGGACCUGCUGGGCUUCGCCGGCCCGCUCUGCAUCUCUGGCAUCGUGCACCACAUCAGCAAAGACAAUCGUACCAUUCAGCAACCGACGAAGCUUCUCGGCAUCUAUUUCAUUUCCUCCAAGGAGUUCCUUGAGAAUGCAUAUGUACUGGCGGUGCUACUCUUCUUCACCCUGCUCCUGCAGAGGACCUUCCUCCAGGCCUCCUACUAUGUGGCCAUUGAAACCGGCAUCAACCUGCGUGGGGCCAUACAGACAAAGAUCUACAACAAGAUCAUGCGCCUGAGCACGUCCAACAUGUCCAUGGGAGAGCUGACGGUGGCUCAGAUCUGUAACCUGGUUGCCAUAGAUACCAACCAGCUCAUGUGGUUCUUCUUCCUUUGUCCCAAUCUGUGGGCCAUGCCAGUGCAGAUAAUCGUGGGAGUGAUCCUGCUCUACUACCUCUUGGGAAUCAGUGCCUUGAUUGGUGCGACUGUCAUUGCUGUGUUAGCACCUGUGCAAUACUUUGUGGCCACGAAGCUGUCCCAAACACAAAAGAGCACUCUGGAAUACUCCAGCGAGCGUCUAAAGAAGACCAAUGAGCUCCUGCGAGGCAUCAAGCUGCUGAAACUGUACGCCUGGGAGCAGAUCUUCUGUGACAGUGUGGAGGAAACCAGGGGCAAGGAGCUCACCAGCCUGCAGGCGUUCGCUCUUUAUACGUCCAUAUCCAUUUUCAUGAAUGCAGCAAUCCCUAUUGCAGCAGUGCUGACAACAUUCGUGGUUCACGUCCACAUCUCUGAGGAUGCUGAUCUGUCUCCAGCUGUGGCUUUCGCCUCUCUGUCUCUCUUUCACAUCCUGGUCACCCCCCUCUUCCUCCUGUCCAGCGUGGUGCGCUCCACUGUCAAGGCUCUUGUGAGUGUUCAGAAGCUCAGUGAGUUCUUCUCAAGCGACGAGAUUGGAGAUGAGUACGAGCCCAGAGCAACAUUAUCGUCUGGCUGCAGCAAUCACAACCAAAAUAGGUACCAGGCUGUGUCAUCCUCUAAAACUCUCCCUACGUCGACUUCCUCCUCCUUUUUCUCCCGUUACCUCCAGCCUUUGAAGGUGGUGAACCGGAAGCGCCCUCCGAGGGACGACUGGAACAACUACAGCUCUCAGGGGGACCCGGAGGGUGACGGGCCCUCCCAAGAUGUGGACCGGGACAUCUGUAUCAAGAUAACUAGCGGUUAUUUCACCUGGACGGAUGGAGCACCUACGCUUUCCAAUGUGGACAUCAAGGUUCCUUUUGGUAAGCUGACUAUGAUUGUGGGCCAGGUGGGCUGCGGGAAGUCGUCGCUGCUGCUGGCGGCACUGGGAGAGAUGCAGAGAAUCUCGGGAACGGUCACCUGGAACAGCUUGCCAAACCUUGAGUCUGAGGCAGAUGAAAGUCCCACAGACAGAGAAGCACCAAGUGACGGAGACAUCAGGAAGAGAUGCGCCGUGGCCUACGCUUCCCAGAAGCCCUGGCUGUUAAACACCAGCGUGGUGGAGAACAUCACCUUUGAGAUGCCCAUGAUUAAAUCAAGAUACAAAGCUGUCAUCGAAGCCUGCUCCCUUCAGCCCGACAUCGACAUCCUUCAGCAGGGGGAUCAGACAGAAAUCGGGGAACGCGGUGUCAUUCUUUCAGGAGGACAAAAACAACGAAUUAGUGUGGCCAGAGCACUGUACCAGCAGACCAAUGUGGUUUUUCUGGAUGACCCCUUUUCUGCCUUAGACAUCCACCUGAGUGACCAUCUGAUGCAGGACGGCAUCCUGAAGCUGCUGAGGGAGGAGAAGAGGACGGUGGUGUUGGUCACACAUAAGCUUCAGUAUCUGCUCCACGCAGACUGGAUUAUUGCCAUGAAGGAUGGGACUAUCCAGACUGAAGGGAGUCUGAAGGACAUCCAGAACUCUGAACCUGAACUCUUUGAACAGUGGAAAACCUUGAUGCACAGAGAGGGCCAGGAGUUUCAGACGGAGACGGUUGAGGCAAGUAUGACUGAUAUGGAGAGGAAGAACCUGCGAAGGGCCAUGUACUCCAGGGAGGCGGCGAGGACGGAGGAGGACGAGGAAGAGGAGUCCGUGGAAAGCGAAGACGAUGACAACUUCUCCCAGGUGAUGCGUCAGCGGGCCACCAUCCCCUGGCGCUCCUGCGGUACCUACCUGUCCUCUGCCGGGUUCCUGCUGCUCAGCCUGUUCCUCCUGUCGCAGCUCCUCAAACACUCGCUCAUGGUCGCCAUCGACUACUGGCUGGCACACUGGACCUCACAGGUCAUCGCGGCCAAGCUGGACGCCUCGGCCCACAACUGCACCCUGGUUCAGGACUGCGGCUUCAGCCACUCGUGGUAUCUGUCCGUGUUCAGCGUGCUCUGCUGUCUGGGCAUCGUCCUCUGUCUCGCCACCUCCGUGGCGGUGGAGUGGACCGGCCUCAAAGUGGCCAAGGAGCUCCACCACAACCUGCUCAACAAGAUCGUGCUGGCUCCGAUGAGGCUGUUUGAGACGACUCCGCUCGGCAGCAUCCUCAACAGGUUUUCCACAGACACCAACACCAUCGACCAGCACAUCCCCACCACGCUGGAGUGCCUCUCCCGCUCCACCCUGCUGUGCGUCUGCGCCCUGGGCGUCAUCUCCUACGUGACGCCCGUCUUCCUCUUCGCUCUCCUUCCCCUGGCCGUCGCCUGCUACUUCAUACAGAAAUACUUCCGCAUGGCUUCCAGGGACCUGCAGCAUUUGGAGGACGGCACCCAGCUUCCUUUACUCUCGCACUUCUCUGAGACGGUGGAGGGAAUCACCACCAUUAGAGCCCUCAGGUACGAGCCCAGGUUCAGGCAGAGGCUUCUGCAGUUCACCGAUGCCAACAACAUCGCCUCGCUCUUCCUCACCGCGGCCAACCGUUGGCUGGAGGUCCGCAUGGAGUACAUUGGAGCUUGUGUGGUGUUGGUGGCAGCUGUGGCCUCCAUCACCAACUCCGUCUACAACCAGCUGUCUCCUGGUCUGGUGGGGCUCGGCCUGACGUACGCGCUCAUGGUGUCCAACUACAUGAACUGGAUGGUGCGUAACUUGGCAGACAUGGAAGUGCAGCUCGGCUCAGUCAAGAGGAUUAAUGGGCUGCUCAAGACCGAGCCGGAGAAUUACGAGGGACUCCUCACUGUGUCUCAGGUGCCCGACGGCUGGCCCCGGCACGGAGAGAUAAAGAUCCAGAACCUGAGCGUUCGUUACGACCCCACACUGAAGCCCGUGCUCAAAAAUGUCAACGCACACAUUAGUCCUAGUCAGAAGGUGGGGAUCUGUGGCAGGACUGGCAGUGGCAAAUCAUCUUUCUCCUUGGCUUUCUUCCGCAUGGUGGACAUGUUUGAGGGGAGGAUUGUGAUUGACAACAUUGACAUCGCCAAGCUGCCGCUGCAGACCCUGAGGUCUCGCCUGUCCAUCAUCCUCCAGGACCCCUUCCUGUUCAGUGGAACCAUCCGGUUCAACCUGGACCCAGAGAUGAAGGCCACAGACGAGAUGCUGUGGGAAGCUCUGGAGAUCGCUCAGCUGAAGCCUGUCGUUAAAACCCUGCCAGGAGGUCUAGAUGCCAUGGUGACGGAGGGAGGGGAGAACUUCAGCCAGGGGCAGCGACAGCUGUUCUGCCUGGCCAGAGCCUUCGUGAGGAAGAGCAGCAUCCUCAUCAUGGACGAGGCAACGGCCUCCAUCGACAUGGCAACGGAGAGCAUCCUGCAGAAAGUGGUGAUGACAGCUUUUGCUGACCGUACAGUCGUAACUAUAGCGCAUCGCGUCCACACCAUCCUGAAUGCCGACCUGGUGAUUGUGAUGAAGCGGGGGAUCAUCCUGGAGUACGACGGACCCCAGGCCCUGCUGGACAAGGAGGACAGCGUCUUCGCCUCCUUCGUACGAGCAGACAAGUAGCACAAGAAGAGGAGAGCGUGGAAAAAGCAGACAUUCAAAGUGCAAUUGUUCCAUGGAAUAUAUAUUCCUUCUUUUUAUUUUUUAAUCAUUCUGUAUUAUAUUUGUACAUAAAAAUAAUGGAUUAUUUGUUAAUAAAAGCAUA